AUGCCGACGCCACCCACGACGCUGGCUGUGGGGGUUCGAAGCUUCGUGCUGGAGCAGCACUUCACCUUCGAGUACGACGUCGGAGUAUGGCCCAUGGGCUCGGUGCAGGUCCUCAAGGAUCGACGGUCCGGGGUACUCAAGACGUGUCGCUCCAUCUUCAAGCCGCGGCUCACCAAUGUCUGGGCAGCUUCGCGCGAGCUGACGAAGCUGAAAGCACUGCAGCACCCGAUGCUCUCCUCAGUGACUGAUGUGCUGGAGGACUCAGAGUAUCUCUUUGUCGUCUCACUCCGUGCGAACGGAGGGGACCUGGCAGAGUUCUUGGACAGGCUCGGAGAGGAAGCCACCCUCGAGGAGGAGAUUUGUGCCAGCUAUGUGGCGCAGGUCCUGGUUGCCCUGGCGCACUGCCAUGCAGUGGGUGUUUAUCACCAUGACCUGCAGCUGAGCAAUGUGCUCCUCACCUCGAGGGAGCCAGAGGCCCGGGUCCUGCUCAGCGACGUCGGCCUCAUCCCGGCUCUGAAAGGAUCGGGCUUGGAGACCCACCCUGCAGCCGCGAGCUCGGGGCCUGAGCCCGACCUGGAAGCUGUCGCACGGCUCGCAUGCGCCGUGCUGCUGGGCUCGACGCAGCCGGCAAACCUAGAGGAUGACUCUUGGGCCUCCUCCGACUUGUGGGAGGGCCGCAGCGAGGAGGCGAAGGAGUUUGUGAAGUUUUUGCGUUCUGGGACGACUGCCGCAUCUGCCCUGCACCACCCGUGGUUGCGGAAUGUGCUGCUCCGGCCAAGCCUUUCCCCGGAGAACCUCGAGGAUGACGCGCGGGAGAGGAUCGCCUGCUACGCGACCGCACUCCUCCUGAUCCCCAUCGAGAUGGCGCAGCGCGACGUCGAGUCCUUGCUGAAGGAGCUGAAUGCCUUUGACCAGGAUGAUGAUGGCCUCAUUGCGCUUGUCUCGGCCCAGAAGAUUCUGGAGAAGCGCGGCGUGCGCCAGGCGGCCGCUGAGGCAGCGCUUGCGGUGGCCGAUGUGAGGGGCACAGGCGUCCUUGACUUCAGCGCACUGGCUGCGGCGGGCUUUCUCGCGGACUUGGCGCGCGGUAGCUCGACAAGGUUUGCAGACAUCAAGGGCCGGCUGCAGGAGCACUUCUUCGAGGCCUAUGGCGACGAAGAAGAGGAGGGCCACGUGCUGCAGUCGGAUCUGCGAAGCAGCGUCAGGAAUUCGGUGGGGGAAGUCCUCCAAGUGCAAGGCAACGUGAGCUUUGACGAGCUCCUCUCCGCCUUUACGGAGGAGGAGAUUGAUGAGGAGGACCUACUGCCUACCCUGGCCAAGGCAGCCGGCAUCGGCACCCCGAACUCGCUUUUCGACCAUGGCUUCAUGGCGCAGGAGGAGAGCUCCUGGCUUCUGAAGAUCCUCCACACCUGUGGUGGUGGGCCGAGAAGGCGGCGAGUCUACAGCUGCUAA
Molecule: messenger RNA, 1449 nt
Organism: Symbiodinium natans
Lineage: Eukaryota; Dinophyceae; Suessiales; Symbiodiniaceae
Source: the annotation of a GenBank genome assembly